Quercus robur (English oak) is the source of this 2443-nucleotide messenger RNA. RefSeq names its product LEAF RUST 10 DISEASE-RESISTANCE LOCUS RECEPTOR-LIKE PROTEIN KINASE-like 1.5. Gene Ontology annotation, molecular function: protein kinase activity; ATP binding. Gene Ontology annotation, biological process: protein phosphorylation. Bases 301 to 2229 code for a protein of 642 amino acids. Lineage: Eukaryota; Viridiplantae; Streptophyta; Magnoliopsida; Fagales; Fagaceae. The record is from RefSeq and is a predicted model, not a curated record. The transcript has a single exon.
AUUUUCCAAUUCGGCAAUUUCCACACACCACACCUCCUCCGGACCCCAAUUCCCAUGUCUCCUAGGCAAACUGGCCAGCCUUUUCUACUGAGGCGUUUUUGUCUUCACUCAACCUCACUUCACGUGACUUUCUCAAUUCUCUAAGCUCAUUCCCUCUCUCUCUCUCUCUCUCUCUGCAACUCCAAGAACCUAUGCUCACAAAUCUGCAUUAAUAUUCUUUAGAGAUCAGAUUUCAGAUCUCACAUUUGAUGACUGCAAUACAACAAAUCUAGCUCAGCUUCUUUUUCUUCUUCUUCUUCCAUGCCUCCACUACAUUCCACCAAACUAGUUUUCCUCUUUCUGAUAUUGCAUCUGUACCUAUACUUCACAACUUGUGUGUUAGCUCAAAGAUGCAAUUCAGAGCCAGAGAUUUUCAGAUCUCCAUGCCCACCAUUCACUUCCACCCUUUCUUUUCCUUUCUCAACUUUACAAGGCUGUGGCCACCCUUCAUUUCAAAUCAAAUGCUCCACUCCACACUCUACCAUCUCCAUCAACAACCUCACCUUCUCUAUUCUUCACUACGACCCCAACUCUUUCUCUCUCACAAUCACCCCACAUCUCUUAAACACUACCACAAAAGCCAAUGAUUUACAGGCUCACUCAAACUGUUCCUCCUCUCACUUCCCCUCCAUUCCCAAUCGCUCUAUCAACCUCUCAGGCUCACCAUUUCGAGCCUCAGACUCUUCUUGUUCUCGACUCGCUUUUCUUCAACCUUGUUCCCAUCUAAAACCCGCAUACUGUGAGCAUUGCGCUUGGGAAUGCAACCUCAUCGAGAACCCACUUCAGCUACUCCAGGGUUGCACUUCUAGCUCCGCACAAAGUCCUAUCUCAGACCAACGCUGCCAAGACGACAUCUUGGGCUACCUCGACAAAUUCUUCAGCAGCAUUGGGAUCGAACUCGAGUGGGACGAAGCUCAAGGCACUUACUUCUCGAGCUGCAAAGAUUGUGAGUCCAAAAACGGUGUCUGUGGCUUCAACUCCACCGACCCAGAAAAGCAGUUCAUUUGCUCUCACUAUGAUCAGAACACUCACUCCUCCCCAUGGCCUCGACAACACAGCCCAAAAAGACUAGCUAUUUUGUGCUCGAUAUUCUUGUUCGCAACCUUACUCCUCGUUGCUACAGCGAUUUUCAGGUCCAAGCGUUUGAAACUUUCAUCCCCUUCAGAUUUAGAAGACCCCAACACUCUCUUCCUUCAUCGACACCGCUCAGCUAGUCUCCUCCCACCAGUUUUCACCUACGAAGACCUCGAGUCCUCGACCAACAAGUUCGACCCGAAACGCAAAAUCGGCGACGGUGGGUUCGGGUCAGUCUACUUAGGCCAACUCCACGAUAAUCGAAUCGUCGCUGUCAAAUACCUUCACCACCACAAAGCCACUAGCAAAGCCUUCUCGACCAAGUCCUUUUGCAACGAAAUCUUGAUCUUGUCCUCAAUCCAACACCCGAAUCUCGUCAAACUCCACGGCUAUUGCAGUGACCCAAGAGGCUUAAUCUUAGUCUAUGACUAUGUUCCAAAUGGCACUCUAGCUGAUCACCUUCAUAGCAGAAACAAAGCCUCUUUGUCAUGGAAUAUACGUGUCGACAUUGCUCUACAAACUGCUUUGGCUAUUGAGUACUUGCACUUCUCAGUGAAACCAGCUAUAGUUCACAGAGACAUUACUUCCUCUAACAUUUUCGUUGAAAGAGAUAUGAGAAUCAAAGUUGGUGACUUUGGGUUGUCUAGGCUGCUAGUCUUUCCAGAAACGACAUCGUCUUCUUCUUCAUCUGGGUAUGUUUGGACAGGUCCACAAGGUACACCUGGGUAUUUAGACCCGGAUUAUCACAGGUCGUUCAGGCUAACAGAGAAGAGCGACGUGUACAGUUUUGGUGUGGUGCUUUUGGAGCUCAUAUCUGGGUUGAGACCAGUGGAUCAGAGCCGUGACAAGAGGGAGUUCGCUCUUGCUGAUCUUGUUGUGUCGAAGAUUCAAAUGGGUCUGUUGCAUCAAGUGGUGGACCCAGCUCUGAGGCUCGAUCAUCAUCAUCAUAAUGGGGGUGUAAUGGACGGCGUUGAUGCAGUGGCAGAGCUUGCAUUCAGGUGUGUCGCGGCUGACAAGGAUGAUCGUCCUGAUGCUAAGGAAGUUGUGGAAGAGCUUAAGAGGAUUAGGAGUUGUACAACAAGGGACAUUGGGCGUGAUGACGUGGCAAAGAGUUGAGUUCGAAGGUUUUUGAUUUGAUUUGAGAAAAAAAGUGGGGUCAGUUUGCACAUGUGGGAGAGUUUGACUGAUGAACUAAAAAACACAUUUUGUCAGAGGGUUUUUUUUUUUUAAUAAUAUUUGUUUGGAAGCAUAUAUAGAAGUUUAUUAAUAUGAUAUGUGUAAUAGCAUUAAGAAAGAAGAAUGUGAAUAGAUCUGUCAGCUUUUUUCAGCA